GCACUAUUACCAUGAAGCUCGCUGGUGCUCUGUUGAUCCUCGGGGCUGCCCUGCUCCUCCUGACUUCAGGGGGAGAUUGUGGCAUUUGCCCAGCUAUAAAAGAGGAUGUUCGUCUAUUUUUUUAUGGAACCUCAAAAGAGUAUGUUGACUACGUAAAACAAUACAAAGAUGACCCUGAAAUACUGGAAAAUACUGAAAAAAUCAAGAAAUGUGUUGAUAGCAAGUUGACAGAUGACGACAAGGCAGCUGCAACUGCUUUCAUUGAAAAAAUAGAAGCCAGCAAGUUAUGUUAAUGGCUACAACUUUGCUCUCAAGGAAGCCACUUGCCUGCUCACCUACAUAGAUUCAGCAAGCCAAAGCCCUUCCACCCAGGUGUCUAAGAACAGAAAUCCAACAAUAAAAGCCUUGCAAUUCA
Mus pahari (shrew mouse) is the source of this 415-nucleotide messenger RNA. Its product is annotated as major allergen I polypeptide chain 1-like. Gene Ontology annotation, cellular component: extracellular region. Lineage: Eukaryota; Metazoa; Chordata; Mammalia; Rodentia; Muridae. Bases 12 to 293 code for a protein of 93 amino acids. Gene Ontology annotation, molecular function: steroid binding. The record is from RefSeq and is a predicted model, not a curated record. The transcript is spliced from 3 exons.